This is a messenger RNA of Cuscuta campestris, 1250 nucleotides long. The record is from the annotation of a GenBank genome assembly. NCBI's taxonomy places the organism in Eukaryota, Viridiplantae, Streptophyta, Magnoliopsida, Solanales, Convolvulaceae.
GGCCGGCCCAAAUGGUUUUAAGCCCAGUUUGCUAUAACUUGUCCAGCAAGGGUUAAACCCUAAUUAGUUGUCUAUAUAUUUGAUCUCCUGUACUUGUAAUCAUCAUCACUCAAUAAUACAAACCCUAGUUGCCCCUGUGGAUGUAGGUCAGAUUAGACCGAACCACGUUAAAUCUCGUGUUCUCUAUUGCUUUCUUGCUUUCUAUUCGUGUGUGUGUGCUUUUGUUCUUAACAACUGGUAUCAAAGCCUAGGUCAUACACACAGAUCUGCCUCCACUGCCAACCCUAGCGACUCUAGGGUUUCUGCCGACACAUCAGAAGACCACCGAGAUAGUCAUCUGUGGGCAGUCCGAACAACCUUACUGUUCAGUUUGCUGCUGCAAUUUUCGAGGUCAGUUCUGGUUGUUUGUUUCAAUCUGGUCUCACGUGUUCUCUGGUCAGAUUUUUGGAUACUCAGAAGACAUGGUGUCUGAGGACGGAAAGAUCAGGAUAGAGAAAAAGGAAUCAAACUCUAAGGUUCAAAAACAGCAGGUUGAGUUUGACACAGGAGCAGAAAAGCAGGGAGCUAAACUGGUUCCUGAACCGGUUUCCGAACAAGAAACUGAAACAAUUGUCAACGCAGUUCCAGAGCUUGAAGUCGGUGGAAAUGAUGAGUCAGAGGUAGCUUCUGACAGUGGGAGUUCGGAGUCUGAAGAUGAACAAUCCCCAUCUGACCACAGUGAUCAGUGGGUCAGGAGGUCCACCAGAGUUACAAAGAAGCCAGAUAGAUAUACGCCUUCAGUUAAUUAUAUUCUCUUGACAGAAAAUGAUGAGCCAGAAAGUUACUCCGAGGCAGUCAAGAUGAAAGAUUCUCUCCACUGGUCUCCUGGAAUAGUGUUGAGGAGAGGGGCAACUAGGGAGAUGUGAAGAUCAAGGAAGAUUUUUCAUUUACAGAAGUACAGAGAGGAGCCGCAGUUUGGUCCAAAGACUCCAAGUGGGAGAUUGUUGGUGAUGUGUAGUCAUCGGCCCAAAGUGGCCCACUUGUAGACAACUGAGAAUUAGGAGACCAGAUUAGGGUUUCGGCCGGCCCAAAUGGUUUUAAGCCCAGUUUGCUAUAACUUGUCCAGCAAGGGUUAAACCCUAAUUAGUUGUCUAUAUAUUUGAUCUCCUGUACUUGUAAUCAUCAUCACUCAAUAAUACAAACCCUAGUUGCCCCUGUGGAUGUAGGUCAGAUUAGACCGAACCACGUUAAAUCUCGUGUUCUCUAUUGCU